AUGUAAGAAUCAGAAUUUCUUAAAUAUGAAAACAAACCUUUCCUUCCCUAACAAUAAUAAAUUACACGUACUGUUCUAUAAUCAUUAAUCCAUGAGUAUCAUAUUCUCAUCAAAGGACUAAUCAGCCAGUAAAUAACACUACUAUAUUUUAGAGAAUAUUAAGAUUACUGUAAUGUUAAAGGAGCUUGUGGUUAAACUAUUCCUCUAAUAUUAAUCUUACCUAUCGUGCUUGCAAUUGGUACAUUUUAACUAACUUUGUUAUUUUUUAAAAAUCUGCAAGACGGUACAUUUUUAUAUUAUAGUAAAUAAAAAGGUCCCGUUAUACCUGCUUUGAUUUAAUUCCUAUUGUUACAAGCCGCAUAGACUUUUAUUAUGUACAUGAUCCUUAAAGCUUUUGAAGUUAUUCCAAAAAAAAUUGAAAAUCCUUUGUUGUUUGGAAAGAUAACCUCUUACAUAUUCUUAUGUUUAAGCAUUAUUGAAGGAACUUUAAUUAUUGUAUUUAUAAUUAAAUUAUUUUUUAAUAGGAGAGAAUUUCAAAUUUCAAUUAAUUUUCACAAUCUUAUUUUUGGGCAAUUUUCGGAUUAAUAAUUUGGUAAAAAGUAAAUAUUGAAUACAAUUAAUUAGAUAAUAUAAUUAUUUAUUUAUGAUUACAAACUUAGAAUUGGAAUAGUAAUAUUUCAAUAUAUCUACUAUGUUUUUAGGUUGAAUAGUGAAUUAUUAAUGAAAGUAACUUAUUGGCUCUAUUUUAGGAUUUAAUAAAAAUAAUAGCAUAUAUAUGUUUGGAGAUUAUUUAUAUCAUAGAUGCUGAAUUAAAAAAUUAUUCUCAAUAUCAAUUUGAAAAUAAUAUGUAAUUUAGAAACAAUAAAGAAGAGGUUUAAUUUAUGAUCCCAUAAGUUCAAAUGUAGACUCAAUAAUAGAUUCUAGAAAUUAUUACUAAUUAAUUUCCUGUUAUUAUUUUUGAUUAAACUAAAGAGUUACUACACAUUUCAGGAGUAGGAUUAAAAUAAUUAUAAAUGGAAGAUGAAUUUAAUAAAGUGGAUUUGAUUUCUGCUGAAAUUAAAUUAAGAAAAAUGGAAGUAAUUAAAUUUUUUUCAACAAAUUCAACAUAAAAAGGUAAUUUGGUAAGAUUAUAAAAACUGGCUAAAUUUGGAUCUACUUGUGGAAUUAAUGAAAAAGGAGAAUUGUUGCAUUCUUUAAUAAAUGGACCAGCACUUUAAUAAUUAAGAAUUUUAAGGUAACCUCAAGAUAAUUAAAGAAUAAUACACUAUAAUCCAGAUGGAAUUUUAGAAUAGCUGCUAAAUAAUUUAAUUAAUAAUCAGGAAACAGAGUUUAAAGGAAUAUCUAAAUAUAAUCUACCUAAGAAUUAAUCCAAAUAUUUUUAAUUCACCUUAAUUAAAAUAUUAAAAGAGGAGCGUUUUUAACUAUUUUUAAUUCUAGAAGACGUAACAUAAAUUUAUUAAGAUAUAAAUUUGAACUAAAAAAAUGAAGAAGAUGACCUUCCAAAUUUAUGUUAAGAAUUUAGAAAAAGUUUAUUCUGUUAAUAAAACUAAUAGAUUCCUCUUAGAUUGCUCAAUAUUGAAAUUAAGGAUACUCUUAAAUAUUCCAAAACUUAAUAUUUACAAGAGGAGUAAUUAAAUAUUGAUAAUUUGAUUAAUUAAUUAGAAACUAAAUUUCAGCAUUAAAUAAACCCUAAUAUAAAAUUAUAAUUUUAAAAUAACUUAAAUGUUAAUGGUGGAGAAUUCAAAACAGAUUAAUUAAGGUUAAUUUAAAUGCUAGAAAUACUUAUGAGAAAUAGCAUUGAUAAUACAAAUGAAGGAUAUAUAAAAAUAAUAAUUGAAGAUGAUAAAAUAAAGAAUUGUAUCUAAAUCUCUGUGGAAGAUACUGGUAUAGGAAUAAAUUAAGAGAUUGUUGAAGAAAGAUUCAAUUCGAAUUAAAUUCAAUCUCUACAAAUAGUUAAUUAUUUAAGUAAAUUAUUGGGUCCUCUAUUUUAUUCUAAGAAAAUUUCAGGUUAAAUUGCAAAUAAAGGUUUGAGAAUUAAAUCGUUAUAAGAUUGUGGAACGAAUAUAUCAUUUUCAAUUAGAAAUUUACAUUUAGAUGAAUUCAAUACUUAAUUCAUUAUUGAUGAAGAAGUAAAUCAAGAAGAAUUUGAAGAAGAUGAAAUUUAAGAAAAAUACAUAAGAGAUGAUGAAAAAAUAUAAUAUUUAUAGAGAUUAAACAAAGGACUUAGAUCAUUAAUUAUAAAUAGGUAAUAAAUUUCAAAAAUAACAAAAACUCUUGAAAUCAAUACUAGUAAGAAAUAAACAAAAUUAGUUGGUAUGAUGAAACUUUAGGAAUUGGGAAGAUUUAAAAAUAUUGAAUAAUAGAAUGAAUCUUGUCAAUGUAAUUACAAACUUAUUAUCAAUUCUGAUUAAGACUUUGAAAGAGUAAUCAAACAACAUGUAUAAGAAAAUGUUAUAUUUAUAAAUGAAUAAGACUCUUUUAAACAUAUUAAUUUAAAAAUAAGGGAAAAGAAAUGCUUUAACAAUUCUUGUUAAUUAUAUAAAUAAAUAAUUAUCAAUUGUCACAAACCAAAUUUUCAUUAUAGAGAGUAAUAAUAUUCAUAAUCAUUUUUAGUUUAAUUAUAAAAAUUAAUGGAGUCAGCAAUAACUUCAAAAUUAUGUUAUUGAUAUAUAAUUCAAAUGGGGAAAUGGAUAUGUUAGGUACGUACAUUAUGAUGCCAAUCAAAUUAGAUGUGAUACUAUAAUAUUUAUAACAGUGA
Paramecium sonneborni is the source of this 2758-nucleotide messenger RNA. NCBI's taxonomy places the organism in Eukaryota, Ciliophora, Oligohymenophorea, Peniculida, Parameciidae. The record is from the annotation of a GenBank genome assembly.